UCAUACUUCUACAAACUUCACCAACGAGGAUUGAAGAGUGUCAGUGAGUGAGUGGCUAGCAAUUAAAAAUGUUGCUAAGGAACAAAAGAUUAGGUUUGUUGUUAUUGCUUUGUGUUCAUGCCUUUGUUGCCAAUGUGGUUGCAAGGGAUGUAGUAACUGUGAAAAAUGAUGAAGAAAAGAAUGUAGGGUUUGGGAAGGGAGGUGGGUUCGGUGGUGGAAUUGGUGGAGGAGCAGGAGGAGGGGGAGGGUUCGGAGGUGGGUUUGGUGGAGGAGCAGGAGCCGGUGGAGGGUUUGGAGGUGGAGGAGGGUUUGGCGGAGGAGGAGGAGCAGGUGGAGGUGGUGGUGCUGGAGGAGGGUUUGGUGGUGGAGCUGGGGGUGGACAUGGGAUUGGAGGUGGAGCUGGUGGAGGAUUUGGUAAAGGAGGUGGGAUAGGUAAAGGUGGAGGACUUGGUGGUGGUGCUGGUGGAGGGUUUGGAAAGGGUGGUGGCAUUGGAGGAGGUGCUGGUGGUGGUUUUGGAAAAGGUGGUGGUGUUGGAGGUGGAAUUGGCAAAGGGGGAGGAUUAGGCGGCGGCGGCGGUUUUGGAAAAGGUGGUGGUGUUGGAGGAGGAAUUGGAAAAGGUGGUGGUGUUGGAGGAGGAAUUGGCAAAGGUGGAGGUUUAGGUGGUGGUGGUGGCUUUGGAAAAGGUGGCGGUGUUGGAGGUGGAAUUGGUAAAGGUGGAGGUUUAGGUGGUGGUGGUGGCUUUGGAAAAGGUGGCGGUGUUGGAGGUGGAAUUGGUAAAGGUGGAGGUUUAGGUGGUGGUGGUGGUUUUGGAAAAGGUGGUGGUGUUGGAGGAGGAAUUGGAAAAGGCGGAGGUUUAGGCGGCGGCGGUGGCUUUGGAAAAGGUGGUGGCGUAGGAGGUGGAAUUGGCAAAGGUGGUGGUGUCGGAGGAGGAAUUGGCAAAGGUGGAGGUUUAGGUGGAGGUGGUGGCUUUGGAAAAGGCGGUGGCAUAGGAGGUGGAAUUGGCAAAGGUGGUGGUAUUGGAGGAGGAAUUGGCAAAGGUGGAGGUUUAGGUGGUGGUGGUGGCUUUGGAAAAGGGGGCGGUGUUGGAGGAGGAAUUGGCAAAGGUGGAGGUUUAGGUGGUGGUGGAGGCUUUGGAAAAGGUGGUGGUAUAGGGGGUGGAAUUGGCAAAGGCGGAGGUUUUGGUGGGGGAAUUGGAAAAGGUGGUGGCAUUGGAGGAGGAAUAGGCAAAGGUGGAGGCUUUGGCGGUGGUGGUGGAUUCGGUGGCGGUGGUGGAUUUGGCGGAGGAUCUGGAGGUGGAUUUGGCGGCGGCGGUGGAGGAGGUGGCGGUGGUGGAAUUGGACACCCCUGAGCAUUGUAGACGUUGCAUGCAUGAGAAACUUAUAUUUCAACGUCGUCUUUGCAUUAGCCAUGAUGAUUGGUAUAGAAAAUAUCGUCCGAGCGAAAGAGAAUUAUUUGCUCUUUUGGUUAUUAUAACAUUUAUGUACUACUCCUCGUUUUCUUUAAUACUUAAUGUUAAAUGAAAGCAUGAAAGCAUGAGAGUGAUGUUUACUCUCUUUUCUUUUUUUCCUUUGUCUUCCAUAAGAACAAAAUGACAGUAUUUUCAAGAGUUGCAAUA
Molecule: messenger RNA, 1616 nt
Organism: Vigna radiata var. radiata (mung bean)
Lineage: Eukaryota; Viridiplantae; Streptophyta; Magnoliopsida; Fabales; Fabaceae
Product: glycine-rich cell wall structural protein
Exons: 2
Coding region: 69-1349 (426 amino acids)
Source: RefSeq, a predicted model, not a curated record